AUGGAGCAACCUCAAGUCGAAACCAAGCAAGACUCGCCCAUCGAGAGCAACUUCAGCAUGGACAAGCUUCGUGCCGCCCUUCCUGUUGAUGCUGUCCUCAGCAGAUCUCAGUCCAUGUAUUCCAACGUUGGCGGAGACUACUCCUCCAGAUCCGCUUCUGGUUCUUCAGCAUCACACCGUGCUAUGCGUCGUUCAACUUCGAGCGCAUCUCGUCGUCGUACUUCGUUAGCAUCUUCAUCCUUCCGCAACACUCUGAGCAACGAGAACAUCGGCCAUGCUGAGGCCAAGUUCUUUGCCUUCCUCGAGAUGGUCGCCAAUGCUUCAAAGGAAGCCAUCUCGUUGAAGGAGCUUUGGUCACAGAUGGCUGCCGAGCGCCGCAACUUCGCUGCUGAGCGUGAGGAGCUUCGUGAACAGAUCGAAGAGGUCACCUACGAGCUUGAGACCAAACAGCAAGACAACCACAGACACGACGGCGAACUCAUUGAGCACAAGGAGAAGGUUCGUGCCAUCUCCAUCGAGCUCACCACUGCCAUCAACAGACUUGCGGCAGAGAAGAACAAGCUCUCCGAGCGUGACCAGCACAUCGACCGUCUCCGCAACGAACUCAUUGGUCAACAAGAGCUCCAAUCAACCUUCCGUUCUCAGAUCGACCGUCUCAAGGCUGAAUACCAGUCUCACGAGACUUUGCUUAAGGCCAUGCAGGACGACCGCGACGGUGCAAGAGAAGAUGCCGACAGAUACCAGCGCAGCCUCCAGAGGGUUACCCAGGAGCGCACAGAGAUCAGUGCUAGACUUGAGGAGGUUCAGACCAACCUCGACACUCUCCGCAAGGAGGCUCUUAUCUCUGCUGAGCGCAUCAGAAAGUAUGAGCUUGAUCAAGACGAGAAGAUCCACGAGAUCAAUCGUCUCAAGGAGGAGCUCCGCAAGUCUCGCAGCAGAGAGGAGGAAUCUGGUUCAGAGCUUCUCAUCAUCUCCGAGAAGUUCAGCCAGUCCAACCGCGACAUCAGCAAGCUCAAGGAUACUCUUCGCACUGUUGAGGGCGAGCGUGAUGAGCUUACUCACAUUGUCGAUGUCAAGAACCGCGAGAUCAAGUCAACUAUCGCCAGACACGACGAGGUUCAGACUCUUCUCCUUGAGAAGACCACUCAGCUCGACGGCCUUAGACGCGAGCUCUCCCUCUUCGAAGACCGCCUCCGUAGCGCCGAGCUCGAGAGAGACGAGAAGCACGAAGCCCUCGAGCACUCUCGCGAGCAGCACAAGCUCGUCAUCAUCACCCGCGACGAGCUCCAGAACGAGCUCAUCACUGCCCAGGGCAAGGUUGACGCCUACAAGCGCCAGAUCAACCUUCUCACUGACACCGCUCAAAAGACUGAACAGGUCAUCAUCGACUCCCGUGCCGAGAUUACUAACCUCAACGGCACAGUCAAGGGCCUUGAGCGCGAACGCCUCGACUGGCAGAAGAAGAACACCACCCUCAACGACCAGCUUGUCGAGCUCAAGGGCCGCAUCGUCGUCCUCACAGCCGAAAUCCACGAAGCCAGCGGCGACCGUGAGGGUCUCCGCGAAGAGCUCCGCAGAUCCCGCGAGGAGCUCGAAGAAGUCACCGAGACCUACACUCAAGACGAGUCCGCCGAGUUCGAAUUCGAGCUCGAGAACAUGCGCACCAUGCUUCGCGAAGCUCGCGAGCAGAAGGAGCAAGCCAUUGCUGCCCGUGCCUCUGCUGACCGCGAGCGCGAUGAGGUGUACUCCAAGUACGAGACCAAGUGCCGCGAACUUGAGCGCUUUGAGGAGGAGGCUGCCUCGCAGAUGCGUGCUAUUGCUCAGUCCUCUGGCAGCAAGUCUUCGACCACCACUACUACCAAAAAGAGCAGCAGAGUCUCUGGUGGCAGCAGCAGCAUGAUGCACAGUGAGCAGCAAUCGUGA
This is a messenger RNA of Aureobasidium musti, 1923 nucleotides long. The record is from the annotation of a GenBank genome assembly. Lineage: Eukaryota; Fungi; Ascomycota; Dothideomycetes; Dothideales; Saccotheciaceae.